This is a messenger RNA of Epithele typhae, 1443 nucleotides long. Its product is annotated as CNDP dipeptidase. The record is from RefSeq and is a predicted model, not a curated record. Gene Ontology annotation, molecular function: metallodipeptidase activity. Gene Ontology annotation, biological process: proteolysis. The transcript is spliced from 8 exons. NCBI's taxonomy places the organism in Eukaryota, Fungi, Basidiomycota, Agaricomycetes, Polyporales, Epitheliaceae. The coding region runs from base 1 to 1443 and encodes 480 amino acids.
AUGGUCGCCCCGCAGGAAUUUCUCAAGUUCAUCGAUGACAACGCGACCAAGUUCAUUAGCCGGCUCGGUGAGGCUGUCGCAAUUCCCAGUGUGAGCGGCGAUGGAGCACGUCGCCCCGACGUCUUCAAAAUGUCUGCCUGGCUCGACGGCCAGCUGAAGCAGCUCGGCGUCACCACCAAGCUCGUCGAUCUCGGCAAACACGUUAUGGACGGCCAGGAACUGCCCCUGCCCCCGGCGAUCCUCGGUCGGAUCGGCGAGGAUCCCGCGAAGAAGACGGUGCUCAUCUACGGCCACUACGACGUGCAGCCGGCGGAGAAAAGUGAUGGGUGGAACACGGAGCCUUUUACGAUGGUCUUCAACGAGAAGACGGGAGAGAUGCUCGGACGCGGCUCCACAGACGACAAGGGCCCCAUUCUUGGCUGGCUCAACGUUCUCGAGGCGCACAAGACACUCGGGCUCGCCCUCCCAGUCAAUCUCCGGUUCUGCUUCGAAGGCAUGGAGGAAAGCGGUAGUGAGGGUCUCGACGACCUCAUUAAGUCCGAGACUGCCAAGGGAAACGAUGGGUUCUUCGGCGGUGUCGACUGUGUCUGCAUUUCCGACAACUACUGGCUCAAUACGCGUACCCCCUGCAUCACCUACGGUCUUCGCGGUCUGGUGUACUUCAAGAUGACAGUCUCUGGCCCUGCACGCGACCUCCACUCCGGUGUAUUCGGUCGAAUGGUGCACGAACCUAUGACCGAUCUUGUCACGCUUCUGAGUAAGCUGGUUGCGCCCGAUGGCACCAUCCUGGUUCCUGGCGUCGAGGACAUGGUGCCCCCGGCAGACUUUGACGAAAAAGAGAUCUACGACAAGCUUGACUACUCGAUUCAGGACGUCGAAGACGCCGUUGGCGCCCCCAUAACUCUCUCCAACGAUAAGACGACAGUUCUCAUGGGCCGCAUGCGCAUGCCUUCGCUUUCCCUCCACGGUAUUGAAGGGGCCUUCUAUUCCCCUGGCGCGAAGACUGUCAUUCCCGCAUGCGUGUCUGGGAAGUUCUCUAUUCGGAUCGUCCCCCCAAUGACGCCGAAGGCCGUCGAAGACUGUGUGCUGCCAUUCGUGAAGGCUGAGUUCGCAAAGCUGAACUCCAAGAACAAGCUCACCAUCGAGAACCUCCACGACGGCCGACCGUGGGUUGCCGAUCACAAGCACUGGAGCUACGAGGCCGCGCGCCGCGCGACCGAGGCCGUAUACCAACGUUCGCCCGACCUUACGCGCGAGGGUGGGUCGAUUCCCGUUACGCUCACGUUCGCGGAGACCUUGAAUGUCAACGUGCUCCUGCUGCCCAUGGGCCGUGGUGAUGAUGGCGCGCACUCGACGAACGAGAAACUCGACCGCUCGAACUUCAUCGAAGGGAGCAAGCUUCUCGGCACGUACUUGUACGAGGUCGGCGCCGCCACUGUCUGA